Messenger RNA from Brachypodium distachyon (stiff brome), 2866 nucleotides. Its product is annotated as beta-D-xylosidase 3. The record is from RefSeq and is a predicted model, not a curated record. Gene Ontology annotation, molecular function: xylan 1,4-beta-xylosidase activity; alpha-L-arabinofuranosidase activity. Gene Ontology annotation, biological process: arabinan catabolic process; xylan catabolic process. The coding region runs from base 193 to 2658 and encodes 821 amino acids. Gene Ontology annotation, cellular component: plant-type cell wall. The transcript has 3 exons. NCBI's taxonomy places the organism in Eukaryota, Viridiplantae, Streptophyta, Magnoliopsida, Poales, Poaceae.
AUCCCCAGCUUUCAAUUCCUGCCAGCUCUCGAGAUCUGAAAACCAGCUGUUCCCGCUGCCGGUUGUCUGGUCCAAAUGACCCCUGUAAUCCAUCCUACUAUAUAGUUACACAUACAAACACUGCUUCACUGUACGUACACUCUUGCUCCAGUCCAAGAGCAACUAGCGAGCGAGCGCCUGUCGCUCGGCACAAUGGCGUCGUCCUCGCUUCGCCAUUGUGUCGUGCUCUUGGCGGCGUCUCUCCUCCUCUGCGUCGUCUCCGUGGCAUUCGCCUCCGACUCCGUUCUGGGCCCCAUCACCACCAAUGGCCGGAACUACACCAAGGUGUGCGACCCGGCCCGGUUCGCGUCCCUGGGCCUCGACAUGGCCGGUUUCCGGUACUGCGACGCGUCGCUUCCCUACGCGGAGCGUGUGCGCGACCUCGUCGGGCGGCUGACGCUGGAGGAGAAAGUGGCCAACCUGGGCGACCAAGCCAAGGGCGCGGAGCAGCGCGUGGGGCUGCCGCGGUACAUGUGGUGGGGCGAGGCGCUGCACGGCGUGUCGGACACCAACCCCGGCGGCACGCGGUUCGGCGACGUGGUUCCCGGCGCCACCAGCUUCCCGCUCGUCCUCAACAGCGCGGCCGCCUUCAACGAGACCCUGUGGCGCGCCAUCGGCGGCGCCACGUCCACGGAGAUCCGGGCCAUGUACAACCUGGGCCACGCCGAGCUCACCUACUGGAGCCCCAACAUCAACGUGGUCCGCGACCCGCGCUGGGGCCGCGCCAGCGAGACGCCCGGUGAGGACCCUUUCCUCGUCGGCCGCUUCGCCGUCAGCUUCGUCCGCGCGAUGCAGGACAUCGAUGAUGGUGCCAAUGCCGGUGCCGGCGCGGCCGACCCCUUCGCCCGGCGUCUCAAGGUGUCCAGCUGCUGCAAGCACUACGCGGCCUACGACGUGGACAAGUGGUUCGGCGCCGACCGGCUCAGCUUCGACGCCAAUGUCCAGGAGCGUGACAUGGUGGAGACCUUCGAGCGGCCGUUCGAGAUGUGCGUCAGGGACGGGGACGCCAGCUGCGUCAUGUGCUCCUACAACCGCAUCAACGGCGUCCCGGCCUGCGCCAACGGGCGGCUCCUCACGGGCACCGUGCGCCGCGACUGGCAGCUCCACGGCUACAUCGUCUCCGACUGCGACUCGGUGCGCGUCAUGGUCAGGGACGCCAAGUGGCUCGGCUACGACGGCGUCCAGGCCACGGCCGCGGCCAUGAAGGCCGGGCUGGACCUCGACUGCGGCAUGUUCUGGGAGGGCGCCAAGGACUUCUUCACCGCCUACGGCCUCCAGGCCGUGCGGCAAGGGAAGCUCAAGGAGGCCGAGGUCGACGAAGCGCUCGGCCACCUCUACUUGACACUCAUGAGGCUCGGCUUCUUCGACGGCUCGCCCGAGUUCCAGUCCCUCGGAGCCAGCGACGUCUGCACGGAGGAGCACAAGGAGAUGGCAGCCGAGGCCGCCAGGCAAGGCAUGGUGCUCCUCAAGAACGACCACGAUCGGCUCCCAUUGGAUGCCAACAAGGUUAAUUCGCUGGCGUUGGUUGGCCUGCUGCAACACAUCAAUGCCACGGAUGUCAUGCUUGGAGACUACAGAGGCAAACCUUGCAGGGUCGUGACGCCAUACGAAGCGAUAAGAAAGGUUGUCAGUGGCACGUCGAUGCAAGCGUGCGACAAGGGUGCCUGCGGUACUACGGCGUUGGGAGCGGCCAUUGCUGCCAAGACCGUCGAUGCCACCAUCGUCAUUACCGGUCUGAACAUGAGCGUGGAGAGGGAAGGCAAUGACAGGGAGGACCUCCUGCUGCCAUGGGACCAGACCCAAUGGAUCAACGCGGUAGCCGAGGCGUCACGGGACCCAAUCACCCUGGUGAUCAUUUCGGCCGGGGGCGUCGACAUCUCCUUCGCGCAGAACAACCCCAAGAUCGGCGCCAUCCUGUGGGCCGGGUACCCUGGCGAGGAAGGCGGCACGGGCAUCGCGGAUGUGCUCUUCGGAAAAUACAAUCCAGGAGGGAGGCUUCCGCUGACGUGGUAUAAGAACGAGUACAUCGGCAAGCUUCCGAUGACAUCCAUGGCGCUGCGCCCCGUCGCAGACAAGGGGUACCCGGGGCGAACCUACAAGUUCUACAGCGGCCCGGACGUGCUCUACCCGUUCGGGCACGGCCUCAGCUACACAAACUUCACCUACGACUCCUACACCACCGGCGCAUCGGUCACGGUCAAAAUCGGCACCGCCUGGGAGGACUCCUGCAAGAACCUCACCUACAAGCCAGGGACGACGGCAUCCACGGCGCCCUGCCCGGCCAUCAACGUGGCCGGCCACGGGUGCCAAGAGGAAGUCAGCUUCACGCUGAAGGUGUCCAACACGGGCGGCAUCGGCGGCUCCCACGUCGUGCCGGUCUACACGGCGCCCCCGGCCGAGGUGGACGACGCGCCGCUGAAGCAGCUGGUGGCGUUCCGGAGAAUGUUCGUGCCGGCGGGGGAUGCCGUGGAAGUGCCGUUCACGCUCAGCGUGUGCAAGGCGUUCGCGAUCGUCGAGGGCACGGCGUACACCGUCGUGCCGGCCGGGGUCAGCAGGGUCCUGGUCGGAGACGAAUCGCUGUCAUUCUCUUUCCCGGUGAAGAUCGACCUCGUUGCGUAGCAUAGAUUCGAUUCUUUCUUAAUUUCCAUAUCUCCAUUGGAUUUUUAUAUUCUUACGACAGAUCGAAAGGAAUAAUAGGUAGGUAGAGUGGGAGGAAGGGAGAAGCAAGUGUAAUUACUCUACAGUUUACACCAUGCUAUACAAAAAAAGAUCGCAUCUGUGGAAGUUAACCAGACAAAGAAUUUUGGAGAAUUUUACAACUGUUUUA